Messenger RNA from Colletotrichum chrysophilum, 1272 nucleotides. RefSeq lists its product as uncharacterized. The annotation marks the transcript as partial. The transcript has 2 exons. NCBI's taxonomy places the organism in Eukaryota, Fungi, Ascomycota, Sordariomycetes, Glomerellales, Glomerellaceae. The record is from RefSeq and is a predicted model, not a curated record.
AUGCACUUCACGCGUCUUCAUAUCGUUGCAACCCUGGCCGGGCUCUUCUGGGGUCCGGCCUUGAUUUCGGCGGGGCUAUAUGUCCGCCGGGGUGUUGAGUGCUUCUUCGAGAUGCCCGCUGAGAGUGGUGAGACGUGCGAGAGCCUCGCCUCUAGCUGGGGCAUCUCAGUCAACGAGUUCAUCAACAUCAACCCCGGUGUAACCUGCCCCAAUCUUGAGGCGGGCAAAAACUAUUGCGUCGUCGGCGAGUUUACUCCCGAUGAGCCCACCACUUCCCCGUCCCAGCCCUCGAGUACCACUCCCAGUACCACGACGAAGCCUACCACUACCUCCCAGCCGUCAACAACUCUCCAGACCACUACUACCACCACCGCUCCUUCUGGGCCAACUGUUUCUCCUGUCAUGCCUGGAGUGGUCGACAACUGUGAUGGCUUUUACAAGGUCCAGUCUGGCGACAACUGCGACAUCAUCGCCCAGAAGAACGGUAUCACGGUGGCUCAGCUGAAGACCUGGAACACGGACAUCAACGCCGGCUGCACAAACCUAUGGGCUGACUAUUACAUCUGCACUCAUGUUCCCGGUGCCGCUGUACCCACGACCACCAUGCGGACUACCACCACAACAACCGCUGCCCCAGGCCCGACCGUUUCCCCCGUCAUGCCAGGAGCCGCCGCCAACUGCGACCGCUACUACAAGAUCCAGUCUGGUGAUGGGUGCGACUCGGUCGCCUCCAAGGCCGGCAUCACCGUCGCGCAGUUGAAGGCUUGGAACACCGAAAUCAAUGCUUCAUGCUCGAAUCUCUGGCUCGACUACUACGUCUGCACCCACAGCCCCGGUGCCGUCACGCCAACAACGACGAAGACGACCGCCGGCACGCCGGGGCCGACCAACACGCCCCAGCUGCCCGGUGCCGUGGGAAACUGUGACAAAUGGUACAAGAUUGCCUCCGGCGACACCUGCGAUACGGUCGCCGCGAAGAACAAGAUUACCGUAGCCAUGUUCCGCAGCUACAAUACCCAGAUCAACUCCGCCUGCAACAACAAUCUUCUCAAGGACUACUACGCCUGCGUCAGCAUUCCCGGCGCUGCUACACCCAUGCCCGGCAUCGUGUCCAACUGCAGCCGUUUCUACAAAGUUGUCUCAGGGGACUCGUGCGAUGCUAUUGCAAACAAGGCCGGCAUCACCGUGGCUAAUUUCCGGAAAUGGAACACACAAAUCAACUCGGGAUGCACCAACCUAUGGCUUGAUGCUCUGGUCUGCACGAAUGCCUAU